Molecule: messenger RNA, 1355 nt
Organism: Cornus florida
Lineage: Eukaryota; Viridiplantae; Streptophyta; Magnoliopsida; Cornales; Cornaceae
Product: THO complex subunit 3
Exons: 11
Coding region: 150-1091 (313 amino acids)
Biological process (GO): mRNA export from nucleus
Cellular component (GO): THO complex part of transcription export complex
Molecular function (GO): protein binding
Source: RefSeq, a predicted model, not a curated record
ACAGGCAUCCUCAAAUAUAAGGAAUAAAUAUAUAUUUUUUAUCAAAACGCGUCUAUACACAGAGAAAGGAGUAGGGAUUGCGCGAAGACGACGGUGAGCGUAGUUUAGUCAUACAGAAAGGAGUAGGGAUUGCAUUGCAGAGAAGAGAGAUGGAGGAAACCAUAGCUUUCAAAAACCUCCACAGCCGAGACUAUCAAGGCCACAAGAAGAAGGUGCAUUCGGUGGCUUGGAAUUGCACUGGCACGAAGCUCGCCUCUGGUUCUGUCGAUCAAACGGCUCGCGUUUGGCACAUCGAGUCCCACGGACAUGGUAAGGCAAAAGAUAUUGAGCUAAAGGGGCAUACUGAUAGUGUUGAUCAGUUAUGUUGGGACCCUAAACAUGCCGAUUUAAUUGCAACUGCAUCUGGGGACAAGACAGUUCGUCUGUGGGAUGCUCGCAGUGGAAAAUGCUCACAGCAAGCAGAACUUAGCGGGGAGAAUAUCAACAUCACCUACAAGCCUGAUGGAACACACAUAGCCGUCGGGAACAGGGACGAUGAAUUAACAAUACUGGAUGUUCGGAAAUUUAAGCCCAUACACCGGCGCAAGUUCAGUUACGAGGUAAAUGAAAUUGCUUGGAACAUGACGGGAGAUAUGUUCUUUUUGACAACUGGCAAUGGCACUGUUGAAGUACUGGCAUAUCCAUCUCUUAGACUGGUUGAUACCCUUCAAGCUCAUACAGCUGGUUGCUAUUGCAUUGCAAUCGACCCAUUAGGGAGAUAUCUCGCUGUUGGAAGUGCUGAUUCGUUAGUCAGCCUUUGGGAUAUUUCACAGAUGCUCUGUGUGCGAACAUUUACAAAACUUGAAUGGCCAGUCAGGACAAUUAGCUUCAAUCACACAGGAGAAUAUAUUGCUUCAGCCAGUGAAGACUUGUUCAUUGAUAUAUCAAAUGUCCAAACUGGAAGAUCCGUCCACCAAAUUCCAUGUCGGGCUGCCAUGAACAGCGUGGAAUGGAAUCCUGUACACAAUUUACUUGUGUAUGCCGGAGAUGAUAAAAACAAAUAUCAAGCUGAUGAAGGUGUUUUCCGAAUAUUUGGCUUUGAGACUGCAUAAGAUCUGACAGGGCUAUGGUUCGAUAUAAUGAUAGUGGAGGCUCUUUUUAAUUGUUUAUUUAAUUUUUAUUUUUGGGUUUUUUGUCGACUUCCAUAACUUCUUCCUGGGCACAAUGGGGAAAAAGUUAAUCUGCGCCUUCAGUGCGUGUGCUCGUGUCUGUCUUAUGAUCGUGUCCGUCUUAUGCAACUCCAUGCCUUGUAUGCUCGCUAUUUGUGACAAAAUGUGACAAAUGUGUACUUAUUAUUACAAUUCUGUUGUAUUCUA